AAAAACCAACAGUCAUGGACAAAGUUUUGUCCCCAAGGCAGUCUCUACGAUGAUCGCAAAAAAAACUUAACAGCCAGACGGUUAGGAUCUAGGAAAACAAUAUCUGUAAAGCACAUUGUCCAUAUUUCCACUAUUCUAAACGUUCUUCCAAACUGCUGUACCCCCCCACAUGCAUUUUCUCUGCCGAUGUCGAAUAAUUGUUGCUAUCAGUAAAGAGUUUCCACUGACUCGCAUCACAAAACCCUUGGUUAACUCCCGGCUCCCUUCCACAUAUCAGCCAGUCGUUCAUUUAAAUCAAAUUUAUUGCUGUUAUUUAUGGGACCAACGCCAGACGGAUCGAGACAAUUCCCCCGUUUUCAAAAUACCAUCGCUGUGGACUCGAUGACUAUGUGUUGACAGCACAAAUGUUGGGGAUAAAGAAGGUCGGUUUUCGUCCCUUGACCUCAUCAGCGUCAACACCUUCCGUCUCCAGCUAUUUUGUUUGCCCUUUGGAGGAUUUCUUUGUGUUAGAAAUGAGAUGUUUACCUGGAAACCACAGGAGUGCUUUCAGGGCCGGCAGAAAAAGCUUUAUUCUCCACUGAAUGAGCUCACCAACAAAUAAAUUGUGUUACACAGGCGAAAUCCAUCAAAGGACUUUCCAGAAGUCUCGCUGCUGCUGCUGCGCUUCGGCAAGCGGAGGAGCUCCAAGGUCAUCAGCGAAGAUGUUUUUUGUGGCAGGGGCCAGAAAUGCCGCAGAAUCGGGAAGAGAAAACGAGAGGAGGUCGAUUUACCAGAAGUUUCGUGAGGUGGAUAUUUUGGACAAGAAGAAAACGGUGACGGCUCUCAAACCCGGAGAAGACCGAGCCAUUCUCUUUGGACUUGGGAUGAUCCUGUGUUCAAUCGUGAUGUAUUUUGUGUUGGCCCUCACCGUUUUACGCUCGUGUGCAGACAGUGUGUGGACAGAGGAAGGGAUGUGUGCUGUCAUCAACUCCACGGUCACCGGGGACAUGAACUGUACAUACAGCUGCGGGUCAGACUGCUGGAGGGUGUCCAGGUUCCCCUGUCUGCAGGUGUAUGUGAGCGUCAACAACACGGGUCGAAUCGGCCGUCUGUCGCACAACGAAGAGACGCAGGACGCUAGCUCUGAAUGUGUCUACAUCCCCCGGUGCCAAAAGGACAGCGCGGCCAUGCGCGCCGUCAUCGUCCACAUCUCCCAACACCUGAAGACCAACCAGCACGUCUCCUGCUACGACCCCAGCGAGCAGCAGGACGCGGUCCUGCUGACCCGGCUCUACGACCACAGCGCCGUCUUCCACACCCUGCUGUGGCCCUCGUGCACGCUCACGGUGGGGGCCCUCAUCAUCGUCAUGGUGAAGCUCACGCAGUAUCUCUCCAGACUUUGCGAGGAGAUAGGGAAGAUCAAGAGACUUUCCUCCCUGGCUGAGACUCUGAAAACUUCCACGGCGCUGCAGCGAGGAUGUAGCUUGUUUAGAGAAGCGGACUGGAUGUUCCUGGCCGGAAGCUGACAGACAUUGGAACUGGCUGUUCCUGACAAAACAGAGAUCUUUCUUUUGCAUGGUUUUAAAGCUUUGUAAAGCAUCCGCGAGGACGUGUUUAAUCCAAGCACUGCGUGAGACUUCAGGAAAAAAAAAGGAAAAGAAGUCCUGAGUGACCAGAGUUUUCUGCAGCUGCACUGAGCGUAGGAUAACAAUGUGCUGCCGCUCCCCCCACCUGUUUCUUUGCUCUGCCACUCGAGCGUUGAAGCUAAAGGAGUCCCACCCAUCACUCAUUCAGACAAGAGACAGAUUGAGACUGAAAGCUUUUUAAAGUGAAGAUGUGUUGUUUUUCACUCAAGGUUAUCCUCAGAACCUCAUUUCAGGAUAUUCCUACUUGAAGGCCCUGACUUGUAGGAGAGUAAAAUAUUAAAGUAUCUUUGAGGAACUUCCUGAUGGUUUCCUUUGCAUCCAAGUAGGACACAAAGUAGAUGAGAGAAAAUAACUUUAAAUCACUGACCUGACCUGACCUGACCUGCGCUAGCCUGCCUCAACGGGACAGUGUUUAUAAAACGCGCCGUUGUAGACGCUUUUUUCGGGUUUUCAAUUGAACAAAACUAAAAGUAUUUAAACAACAACAGAUUAUUGGAUUUUUACUCUCAUUUUGCUGUGUUUGUCAUCAUUUCUGCUGCUCUUUCUUAAUGUCUUUGCUACUCAUUUCAAUCAUCCAGAUGGAUUAGGACUAGGGAUGCAACGAUAUAAAAAUUGGUACCGAUUCCGAUAUUAUUAUUGAUGUCAUGGCCGACAUGAGAUUUUUAUUUUUUUUAAUCUGUAUGUCAGGAGGCCUGCUUGUGCCCCUUAGCAAUAAUUUUUAGCU
Gambusia affinis (western mosquitofish) is the source of this 2349-nucleotide messenger RNA. Its product is annotated as calcium-activated potassium channel subunit beta-2-like. Gene Ontology annotation, cellular component: voltage-gated potassium channel complex; membrane. Gene Ontology annotation, molecular function: potassium channel regulator activity; calcium-activated potassium channel activity. The transcript is spliced from 6 exons. Bases 582 to 1505 code for a protein of 307 amino acids. Gene Ontology annotation, biological process: detection of calcium ion; potassium ion transport. The record is from RefSeq and is a predicted model, not a curated record. Lineage: Eukaryota; Metazoa; Chordata; Actinopteri; Cyprinodontiformes; Poeciliidae.